This is a messenger RNA of Penicillium paradoxum, 1812 nucleotides long. RefSeq names its product gamma-glutamyltransferase family protein. The coding region runs from base 1 to 1812 and encodes 603 amino acids. Lineage: Eukaryota; Fungi; Ascomycota; Eurotiomycetes; Eurotiales; Aspergillaceae. The transcript is spliced from 4 exons. The record is from RefSeq and is a predicted model, not a curated record.
AUGCCGCUCAACGCCAAAGCUGUAUACACCCGGGUGAAUGCGGACUUUGUCCCAUUUGCCAGUCGACGGAGCACCGUCCACAGCACCAAGGGCAUCGUAUCAUGCAGCCAGCCUCUAGCUGCAGCUGCAGGUCACCGUAUCCUGAGUCAAGGUGGCAACGCUGCAGAUGCUGCUGUUGCCGUGGCCGCCGGACUCAACAUGACUGAGCCCUGCUCUACGGGCAUUGGAGGUGAUAUGUUCUGUCUCUUCUACAACGCCAAGACCAAGAAAGUGCAUGCGCUCAAUGGCUCAGGCCGGUAUCCCCGUAGUGCCAGCCUAGAGAAAAUCCGCAAGGACCUCGGUCUAGCUCCCGGAGCACCGGGAAAUAUACCCAUGUUGAGCGCUCUCGCUGCGACUACGCCCGGAGCGGCUGCUGGAUGGGUAGAUACGAUUGAGAAGUUCGGCAGCGGCAAGUUGUCACUCAAGCAGAUUCUACAACCCGCAAUUGAACUUGGCGAGGAGGGAUUCCCUGUCUCGGAGCUUUCAUCUCAGGGUUGGCAAGAUGCUGAGAAGCACAUCCGCAAUGCAUCCCCCAACUUCCGUGAAAUGCUCAAGGUUGAUCCUUCCGCUGAAGAUGGCGUGCGAGCUCCAUAUCCAGGCGAGGUUAUGAAGAAUCUAACUCUAGCCAAGACCUUCCGCGCACUUGCUGAAGAGGGCAAGAAAGGUUUCUACCAAGGCCGUAUUGCAGAAGCCAUUGUCAAAGUCGUACAGGAUCGAGGCGGUUACAUGACACUUGAGGAUCUAGCCGCUCAUGCCGAGAUCGGGAGCCAAGAGGUUGACGCAAUCUCACUCAAAUUCACCGGCCAGGACAUCGUCUCCAAGGCCACUCCCGGCACCGAUGGCGAGGCCAACCAGGGUGUUGAGAUCUGGGAACACCCGCCCAAUGGCCAGGGUAUCGUAGCGCUCAUGGCGCUCGGAAUCAUGGAAGAACUGGAGAAAUCAGGCAAAAUCCCCAAAUUUACCCAAUCCCAGCACAACUCAACCGAAUAUCUCCACGCUGUGAUCGAAAGUCUGCGCAUCGCCUUCGCUGAUGCACGCUGGUGGGUAACAGACCCCGAUGUGGAACACGUGCCAUCGCAAGGCCUGCUAGACCGCGCGUAUCUCGCCGAACGGGCGAAGUUGUUCACGCCAGAACGCGCAGCGGAUAUCAUGGACCACGGUAGUCCAGCGCACAACCACUGCGACACGGUAUACUUUGCAGUGACCGACCAAGAAGGCAACGGUAUCUCCUUUAUCAACAGUAACUACGACGGCUUCGGAACCGCUAUUAUCCCUGCAGGAUGCGGCUUCACGCUACAGAACCGGGGUGUGAAUUUCUCGCUGCAAGAAGGUCAUCCCAAUGUCCUGGCUCCGAACAAGCGACCCUACCACACCAUCAUCCCUGCUUUGAUCACCAACAUCGCUGAUGGCUCGUUGCAUUCCGUGUAUGGUGUUAUGGGUGGCUUUAUGCAGCCACAGGGCCAUGUGCAGGUCUUGCUCAAUAUGCUUGCUUUCGGAUAUCAUCCCCAGGCAGCGCUUGACUCGCCGCGCUUCUGCCUUGCCGCGCCGACGGAUGAGAGUACUGACCGUACCGUGUGGGUUGAGGAGGGUAUUAGUGAUGAUGUUGUGGAGGGACUCCGUGGUCUGGGUCACAAGGUCGAGGUGUUGACUGGUUGGAAGCGUGCUACCUUUGGGCGUGGCCAAGUCAUUCGCUCGUACUAUGAUGAGGGCAAGAUGGUUUAUGCUGCGGGCAGUGAUAUGCGCGGCGAUGGGAUGGCAUUCCCUCUGCUGUAA